This is a messenger RNA of Suillus subalutaceus, 708 nucleotides long. RefSeq lists its product as uncharacterized. The record is from RefSeq and is a predicted model, not a curated record. The coding region runs from base 1 to 708 and encodes 235 amino acids. NCBI's taxonomy places the organism in Eukaryota, Fungi, Basidiomycota, Agaricomycetes, Boletales, Suillaceae. The transcript is spliced from 3 exons.
AUGGCACUGGAAUUACUCUGGAGAGCAGAGAGUGCAUGGGCGGCUUUUGUAAAGGGUCGUGCAGCAGAAAAGCCAUUCAAGAACAAGGGCUUCCCUUACUUUGACAUCAUUGACAGCAUACAGCCGUGCACCAAGAGACAGGGAAACAACUCGAAUAUUUACUGCUCCCCCUCAGGCCUUGAUGGCAUACCCUCUAUCAUCACUAGCGGCGCACUUGAUGCCCUAGAUCUUUCUCCGCUCGCUCCUUCCCUAAAUGAAAUCAACACCAGCUCUAGCAUGCAGUAUGAUGCACCCCCUGAGGCAACUGGACCCAGCGCACCAAUGUCAUCACCUGGCAGCAUUCCAUCCACCUUUCUCUCUGGCUCAACUUCUACAAGUUCGGUCAUCACCAGCAUCAGUGCACACAUCAAAGUGCAAGCACAGCAGGAGAGUCGUGAUGAGCUUGUAAGGUUCAACAAUAUCUUUGAGACGUUUACAGAGAAAUUCAAUGAUUCCACAUUAUCACCAAACUCCAAGUACACUCAUGCAAUCAAACUGCUCCAAGAUGACGCUGCUGCAAUGGGGUUAUCACCACAGGAACAGAUGGACAUGGGGAGUUUUUUGGGGAGGAAUCCGAGAGACACUACAUUGUACGUGAAUAGCGAUGCUGAGGUCGGGGUGCUGUGGCUGCGGCAGGCUCUUCAGACUCUGUCUGCAAUGAAGGAAUAA